AUGGCGGCUGCCUUUCGCCCCGUCAACACCCCUCUCGCAGCGGAAAUUUCUAAGCAAGACAUCAUCAUGUCUCCGAGAAACUCAUCUCCCCGUCCUAGCACGGCGCCGCAGGCACAGCUGCAGCCUUCACACCCAUCCGACGAUGGCAAGACGCCUACGAGAGCCACCUUUAGCAGCAUCAACAUGACGAGCCAGAGACCCCCGCCAACAAGCCCGUUCUCUCAAGCGGCACCAGCCUCUGAAUCCACCGAGAAUGGCCUGCAUCGAAAUGACUCUCAGCACUCUACGAGGUCGCCCAAGCGAGAUUCGCUGGAUGUGGACAUGGACGAAUCUGAUGGAGAGACUGGAACUAUCGAUGAUGGCGCCGGCUCCGACGCCGAGAGUGUAAAUGCGGAUGGAACAAGAUCAGGCAAGAAAAAGAAGUCACAACGGUUCUAUUGCACUGAUUAUCCACCUUGCAACCUAAGCUUUACGCGUAGCGAGCACUUGGCAAGGCACAUUCGAAAGCAUACUGGCGAGCGCCCCUUCCAGUGUCACUGUUCCAGGCGAUUCUCAAGACUGGACAAUCUGAGGCAGCAUGCCCAGACCGUUCACGUCAAUGAAGAUAUUCCGAUCGACUCUCUUGCAGCUACUGGAUCAAGAUUUCAGCGCCAGAUCAGGACUGAUCGAGUUCGACAAGCUGGCAACAGGGCGAGAGCCUCUACUGGGGGCAGUGCUGGCGGCCCGGUGCGAGGACAUUCCAAGUCUCUCUCGACCUCGAGCAUCUCCAGCAUCACAUCCGUGGGAUCGGCCUAUAGCGCCCAGAACGACCCUCGGCGGCGCCCGCCCCCGCUUGUCAUGGCCGUUGAUCCCCGCUCAAGGCUAUCGCUCGAAUCCUAUCGCAGCAGCACCGACAGCACCUUUUCUUACCGACCUCAGUCUCCAGGCGAUUAUAGCACGCCCACAUCUGCCACUUUCUCAACGGCCCAGAGCAGCCCACGAUGGAGCGCCGGCGUUUCUCCGUCAUCUUCACACUCUCGAUCUCAGAGCAUGUAUUCCAUGGGUACGCGGACUCCUGGCCGCCGGCUUAGCGUUCCAUCGGGCACCACUCCCUUCCAGUUUGGUCAGGCUCAGAUGCCGGGCCGCGGGCCGGGGCCGAUGCUUGUCAAUAGCUCCAACGCCGGCGCCCUCUCGUCUCCGAAUGCAAACUUGGUUUCUUCGCCAACCAUGUCGACAUCUGGGUUUCCGGGCCGUAGAGACUCGGUGGCGAGCAGCACCGGCGGCGACGACUCAUGGCGACGGCGAACCUGGCAUCCCGAUAGCCGUAGCUUCAGCGGCACUGCCCAGUUGAAUGCUGUCCUCAGCCAAUCAGUGCGGCCAAACCCUCCGCCGCCCAUUGCAAAUCCCAGCAACCCUCAAUCUACCCUUCGCCUACCUGGCAUCGAGUCUUUUGAUCCUCUCCCUCGGACAGGUACUCCACCUAGGCGCAACGGAUCACCAAUGACUGUCGACUCCGAGCUUACCCAUCGACCUCCUGUAAUGGAGGCUAUUGACGAGAGGCGAAACCUCAACAUGUACGACGUCAGCCUUCAGCGUGGCCUUGGCCGUCUUGAUAUAGGACACAAGACACCCCCUCGUGACAGUGCGGGAAUGUGGGCGUCCGAGGUCCACAAGGCGGUUCAAAACCAAAUGGAACAUGCACGUAUGAACCAGCCAACUGUUCGAUUCGAAGAGCAGCCGCGGCCAAGCCACCAAGUGCCACCACCAGCCGCGCCGAGCAGGUCCUUUCACCAGCAUACCAUGUCAGCUCCCGCCCUAGCUUCGGUCAGAGAAGGCAAGGGACACGGCUGGUAUCAAGGAAUCCCUGCAGCUGAUGCGCGAAAUCCUCAUGUCGAUCGAAUGGUUCAUCCCAACUUCACAGGCUUUGCUGGAUUUCCGGCGCGGGAGCAAGCUCAAGAGCAGCGACAGCCACAAGUCCAUUACCACCAGCAACCGCCACCGCCGCCUCAGCAACAACAGCCGCAGCCGCAGCCGCAGCAGUAUCAACAACAUCAACAGCAGCAACAGACCCAUUAUCAGCAGCAACGCCAACAAGAUCGCUCCAACAACCCUGAUUCGUUGAGGCGGCUGGAGGCCUUGGUAGCCGUUGCUACUAGCGAGGGCUCCAAUACUGCCGCCGCCUAUUAAACCGGCUGCUUUGACUUUUCUUUCCUUGAUGAUGUUGAUGAUAUCCCUUUCAACAUAUCUUUCCAUCUCUGGAGAGAAGGACCAUUGAGGAUGAUGAUGAUGUAAGUCGCCGCUGGCUACUUUGCACUUCGAAUUUUAUCCAUCGCUCAGUCUCUGCUCAGGCAUUGACUUGCCAUUUCCUUUUAUCGCCGUGUUUCCCAAAUUACGAAUAACCCAUGACGGAACCUGGGCUGCAGUAUACAGCAUGCUACUUGAAUUUUUUUUUCCCUUUCUUUUUUUUUUUUUCCUUUUUUUGUUUUUACCAGUUUCUCACUCAAUACCGCCACUCUCUCGUCUUGUCUCAAUUUCUUGCAGUUUCUCUUUGGGGGCGUUUAUCUGCGAAUUUGUGGCGAAUACGGCUGGGUUCUUUUUCUUCCCCCCCUUUACCAUGGGAGGAACUUUGCUCAACGAUAUGAUAUCUUUUGUCUGUUUACGAAAUGGAUUGGAUAAGGCGUCUAUGCGCAGCCAACGCCAACUGAGUUGCACUUGCGAAUCUGACUGGGAGGCAAUAAGUCUUUCCAACGCUAGGCUACGGCCACAUCAACACCAGUGGAUCUGGGUUUGACGAAUUGAUACCCUUUAGCUUUGACUGGGUUUGGAACAGUGCCGCAUCCGUUUUUUUUUCUUACAAUACUUUCUUUUUGUAUUGUCUUCCUCUUAGUGAUUGAUACUCGGUGUCUUUGGGUAGUCGUAACUGUGUCUAGAUUCAAUGCAUGUUAGGUGUACUGGAGAUCUAAUCGGAUAUGUAACAUGACAGAAAUUGCACAGUGCUUUGAGAGAUGGUGACAGUGUAGACGCCUGAGUAAGAAGAUGCUAACGAUACUAUUUUACUUGCAAUUAUUCCGCCCCUGAUCAAUUUUUUCUUUUUUAUUAUACAAGCUGGUGCUACCAGACAGGAGUUCAUUUCGUUGACACCCGUCACGCCGGCUUUAAAAUCACUUUUUACCUGCUUGAUAGAGGUUCUUGAUGGUAACGUCAAAUUCCUCUGGUCGACGCCCCAGCAACUGCUCCAAAGAGGACGAUACAUGCGAUGUCUCUCCAGCACGAAUGGCAUCCCACGCAGUUGCCCAAGUCUGUGCGAGAGGACUGCCUCCAAACUUUGCAGUGACCUGCGGCUGCGUGGCAUACUCAUCCACGGUAACCUCUCGAAUUUGCAACUCUCUGCCAGCCACCGUGGAGAGAAGCUGGACGGUAUCGGCAAGAGACCAUUCACGAGGUCCAGUCAGGGCUACAAGCCUGUUCUUCCAGGAGAAAGCGGCUGGGUCCUGAGCGUACUGAGCAAUCAGAUUUGCCGAGGCUUCGCCCAGCUCAUCUCGCUUGGCCCAACUUAUACCAGGGCCGGAGCCAUCGUGGGGAAUACGAAUCUCAGUGGUCGUCGGGUCGUUGAGAUCCAAGAAGGCGGUAUAAAUGGGGAACGAUUCAUGGUAGAGGCCCUCGCGGAUGACAGUCCAGGAGAAGCCAGGAUCCUGGGCAGCUAGUUUGCGCAGAUGCGCCUCCGAGUCGAGGUGGGCGCCCAUGACCUCUGCCAGCGUGGCGUCCUUGUCCGGCAGGGCAAAGGCGAGGG
Molecule: messenger RNA, 3769 nt
Organism: Trichoderma atroviride IMI 206040
Lineage: Eukaryota; Fungi; Ascomycota; Sordariomycetes; Hypocreales; Hypocreaceae
Biological process (GO): regulation of transcription by RNA polymerase II
Molecular function (GO): RNA polymerase II cis-regulatory region sequence-specific DNA binding; DNA-binding transcription factor activity, RNA polymerase II-specific
Source: RefSeq, a predicted model, not a curated record